GGUAUAUACUGCCUUGAGCUCGUCAUUCUCAGAGCGGGUGAUUUCAGAUAACCUUGAAGGCAAUACGCCAAUACCAAAAUAAUACGCGGUGCUGCGCGCGUACUAUAUACCUAGGUACCUAUAUCAACAUAUUACAUAUUGGUAUAUGCCGUGCAAUACGGCACACGACAGGAAUACGCAUUUGAAGCUGAAAGGAGUAUUAUAAUUUGUAUUUGUAUAGUUAACAGUAAACCAGGUUAUUGGAAGAAGGGGCUAAUGGAAGGUACUAGCAGAAACACAGCUCCAGCGCUAGACCCAGAGCAAGAGGCUGAGGCAGGGGUUUCCAAAGCUGGAGGUUCAGGAGCUGAUUGUAUGUCAACAAAAGAUUCUAUUCCAUCUGACACAGAACCAAACUCCAGAAACAAUUCAUGUGGCUGGAAUCCAAUCAAUAGACCGGAGCAUGCAAAGUCUGCUCAUCAUGGCUCUUCAAGUGCUGAUCUAUCGAUUGUUGAUAAUACAGAAGCAAGCCAACAAAUUACAAGCACAACUAUGCCUGGCUUUCCAGUCCUGGAACCAUCAGCUCCCCCUGCUGCUGGUCUGAGUGAAUGCAGCAGCAGUCAGGAUGCCACCAUGGAGUCUGGAACAAAUGACAGUGAGGAGGAUGAUGAUGAUACCGGUGGCCAGGUGUCCAUGAGGAAUUUGCCUGAUGAGAUUUUGGACCACCUGCUGACCUUCGUGCUGCCCUAUGACGACAUGCAGAGCUGCAAGCUGGUAUCUCACCGCUGGUACCAUGCCGUGAAACGUGUGGAGCAGAAGCUGUGUCGGCUGCUGGCGCGCUCCCUGGAUGAGCUGAACGUGGCCUGGUUCCACUACGACACGCCAAACCCGGUGGGCAGCCCGCUGCCGGCCGCAGCUCACCGGGUCAUCACCAAACGCUGCGCCCACUCAGCGGCCAUGCUAGACGGCCGCAUGUACGUGUUCGGCGGCUGCAGCUCUCGGAUGACGUCGUUCAACGACCUGUGGUGGCUGGAGCUGGGCGAGCUCGAGUGGCGGAGGCCGCAGGUGGUCGGCUCGUACCCCAGCCCCAAGGCGUACGCCUCCAUGGUGGCUUACGGCGACAAGCUGGUGCUGUUCGGCGGCUGGAGCCAGGCGGCGCCCUACCCGCUCCACCAGAGCUGGAAACUGUUCGACGAGAUGCACAUCUACGACACCAAGGAGUGCCGCUGGGAGGAAGUGUGCGGCGUGAGCUCCACUGAGCGCGUGGUGGGCCUGCCGGGCGCUCCCCCUCCGCUGGCCGAGCGGUGGCCACCAAAGAUGGCUCGUCACGCCGCCUCGGUGCACGGUCACCAGAUGGUGGUGACGGGUGGUCUGCACCACCUGCACAGUCGGCACUUUGGCGCAACCAACGAGGUGUGGGUGUAUGACUUUGUGUCGGGGGAAUGGCGCCACCAGCGCUGCAGCCAGCCGGCGCCGCCGCCCCGGUACGGACACUCGCAGGUGGCGCUGGAUGAGCGGCACAUGCUUCUGCUAGGUGGGUCUGGCGGUCCUAAACAGCUGAAACAGGACAUCUGGCUGCUGGAGCUGGGUGAACCUAACGCCGUGUGGCACUGGCACCAGCUGACUGUGAACGGUGCCGAGAGGGCGCCCUCGCAGCUGUGGUGUCACCCCGCCUGUCAGGUGGGCGACAAGGUGGUAGUGCUCGGUAGAGGUCGCGGCGACACUGAUCCGCAAUCCUCGGCGGCCGCCCCGCCGGCCGUCGCACCACCCGCCCUAAGACUCGAUGAACGGCAGGCGGUGCGGAUCCCGGUACCUGCCGGCUCCAGUCGCGGGGUGCCCGUCGUCCCGGUCCGGCCGGCGCCGUCCGCCGACCACAACCGGGGACUGGCCUCGGUCCUCGACACGGCCGCGUCCCGCCGGCGGCCCGGCCAGCCGCCGCCCGGCCCCGAGACGGGCUCCCUGAACCGGCGUCCGGCGCCGGUGGCCGAGCCCUCCGGCCGGCCCUCGGUCCGUCCGAACGCCUGCUGCAGCCGAGAGCGGCGCCUGGCCGCCCUGGAGAGGAUGCAGCAGCGCCUGGAGGCGGCGGCCGCCGAGCGAGCCGCGCCGCACCCGCGGCCGCGCAGCCGCCGCCCGCUCACCGCCGGCUACCGCCUGGUGGCACCGGCCGGCCGCCGCCCGCUCGUGCUGCAUGUGCUGGACGUACACAGCGCCGUGGCCGAGCGCUCCGUGACGUGGCGCCAGUGCGCGCGCCAGCACGGCCCCGACGAGCGCAUCCUGUACUCCCUGGUGGCGGCGCGUGCCGAGCUGGUGCUGUUCGGCGGCAUCGUCACACCGCCGCGCGCCGCCGAGACGGCCACUGACCCGGAGCCCGACCAGAACGCCGCCUUUAACGCCGUCAGCUUCCUGGCCAUCCCUGCAGACAUGUUCCAGUGAGCGGCCGGCGGCGGCCGGCGGAGGACAGGUGGGCUGCGGCAGUCCCGAGGGAUAGCGGCACGUGCGGCUCAGGGGAGAUGUGAAAGUGUCGCUGACGAGGCCCGUGUCGCGGUACGUCAUGGAUUGUUGAAACUAUUGUUGAAAAUGUUGUUUAUACUCGUAUCUGCACCUGUCUUCGUUGUGCCGUUGGUGACUAGCUGUGUCGCUUGGUGCUUUAAUUAAUCCGCGACGACCGCGCCAGUCAAGGAGCAGCCCGAGCCGUGCUGCAGCGUUCACUGUGUAUGGGACCAGGCUGGCGGGCGAUGGGUCUCGGUGCUUCCCUUGUUUCAUUGCUGCCGUCAUAUGUUACUCUCAGCUGUUGCAGUCGAAGUGCCCACGCUCGCCGAGUGUUUAUUUAGUCGGCUGGUGUCAGACUGAACUCCGUACGGUGAAGGGGGUUCAGGCCAGUCCCCCCAGUGGUUCUGCCGAGUGCCACCACAGAGUCUUUCGGUUGCCCUCAGCUGGUCAAUAACCAAGUGCCAGUUUGGUGAGGUGUGUUCUGUGAUCAAUAAUGUGAGGUAAUAAAGUACCCCUAAAGUUAAAA
Molecule: messenger RNA, 2992 nt
Organism: Amphibalanus amphitrite
Lineage: Eukaryota; Metazoa; Arthropoda; Thecostraca; Balanomorpha; Balanidae
Product: F-box only protein 42-like
Exons: 9
Coding region: 256-2409 (717 amino acids)
Molecular function (GO): protein binding
Source: RefSeq, a predicted model, not a curated record